GGAUGACAUGACAGACAACAUCUAAUACAGACGCCUUUCCUUCCUCCUUAUUUCCAUUUCUAUUUCCACGGUCUCUUCUUUAUUUUCACUCUGAUUCGUGAUGGUUGGAGUUCUUUCCAGCAGGAAAUCUUUUUUUUUUUUUUUCCAUUCCUGUUCAAAUAGGUCCUUUUUUUUCCCUCACACACUUUUUGUACAAUUGAUAGUGUUGGUGUAUAUCCAUUCCUAUGGGUCUUGUGUCGUGUACUUUGGAGGUUCUUGUGAGUAUCUGGAGAUGUUGGUGUUGUCCUUUUCUUGUUCUUUUUCUUUUUUUUUUUUUUUUUCUUCCUCCUUCAUAAACAGGUGUAUGGAUAUCCGGAUUCAAUGGCGCAUGGUAAUGCAACAAGAGGAGAAAAUAACACGAGCAUUUAAUAAACGGCUACAUGUCUGCAUCAGUAGUAUGGUUUUACACUUAUCUUCUACAUAGAAAAGUCUAAUUUUAAUUAUCAUCUUACAGGUGUAUGGGAGUGAAGCAGGGUAAUGAGACGCGGGAAACAAUUACAACUACUUCACAUAGGAC
This is a messenger RNA of Aspergillus ochraceoroseus IBT 24754, 556 nucleotides long. RefSeq lists its product as uncharacterized. NCBI's taxonomy places the organism in Eukaryota, Fungi, Ascomycota, Eurotiomycetes, Eurotiales, Aspergillaceae. Bases 101 to 463 code for a protein of 120 amino acids. The record is from RefSeq and is a predicted model, not a curated record. The transcript has a single exon.